Monodelphis domestica (gray short-tailed opossum) is the source of this 614-nucleotide messenger RNA. It is a transcript of the gene SCGB1A1, whose product is annotated as secretoglobin family 1A member 1. The record is from RefSeq and is a predicted model, not a curated record. Lineage: Eukaryota; Metazoa; Chordata; Mammalia; Didelphimorphia; Didelphidae.
AAGCUCCUGGCCUGGUAUGGACAGAGUCCAAGAGGACACACUAUAAAUCCAUGAGCCCCUGAGAUUUAUACCUAUAGAAGCUGAGUACUUGUGAAACUCCAACCCUUGGACUUUCAGAUCUUCGGACGCCAACAUGAAGUUGCUCCUUCUCUUUUCAACCAUCCUACUGGCUCUGACCUUAAACAACUUCUCUGCCAAUGCCUGCUUGCCUUACCUUGAGCUGGUUGCAAGUCUCAACGUGAAUUCAAGCACAUUUUUGGAUUCGAGGCUCGAUAUAUACGAAGCUGAUGACACCACUAAAGAGGGAUUUCACAAAGUCAACGGAUGUUUGUUAGACCUCACACAGAAAGAGAAGGGAAAGCUCUUGUACCUUCAGGCUAAAAUCAUGAUGAGCCCAAUCUGCCAAAUUAAAGGGCCAUGAAAAUAAUGGAAGCUGGACCAACUAAGGUGAUGGAUCAACAACCCCACUAUCACUCUCCAUCAUGGCUGAUUGCUCAUCACAUCUCUAUCCUAUCCCUGCCUGCUAUAGAGGAAACUAUAGACCUCAAGCCAACCUGCCUGGGCUUUUCCCCUUGCUUAUUCCAAUAAACUCAAAGAAAUUCAGUUCUAUAUGA